Molecule: messenger RNA, 198 nt
Organism: Dictyostelium purpureum
Lineage: Eukaryota; Evosea; Eumycetozoa; Dictyosteliales; Dictyosteliaceae
Exons: 4
Coding region: 1-198 (65 amino acids)
Source: RefSeq, a predicted model, not a curated record
AUGUCUAGUACCAAAAGUAUAACAUCCAAGUUUGAAAAGGAAAUCGAAAAGCAAAAAGAAGGUUCUCUUGGUAAAAAAGAAAAAGUUUGGGCACCUCAUAAAGAUGAUUCAUAUCAAAAACAAACAAAAACAACAUUUAGCGGUAAACCAGCAGCAGGUCCACCACCACCAAAGAAAUCAAUUGAUCAAUUACCAUAA